UUUCGAGAGCGCUAAAGUUACAGUGAGUAUAGAAUAUGACUUCCGCUACGGAAAAAAUUAAUCCUUCGAAAUCCUUUUGAAAGUUAAAGCUGGUCCGUAGGACGCUACUUCGUGUCUCGUGACAACUAGAGCUUGGCCACAUCAAAUAUUCCUCGCUUCAGUGGUAUUCAAUGAGACGAAACUGAAAUAUGACGUAUAGGAAGUUGGUACAGGAGGAAAAGACUUCAUAUAUCAAUCCCUGCCUGUGCAUUUAUUAGAUUUAUUGAACGGAAAUCGGUUACAUAAACGAAGUAUAGCGUGCAUGRACUUGUCAAAAUCAACUUCAAGUCUCUUUUAUUUGAUGUUGAUUUGAUUUUUAAAGGCCAAACGAAUGGAUAUGGCAAUGUCGGGCGAAUUUGAAAAUACAGCUAUUCAAACAAGACCACUGAAAAUCGAAGAUGAGAAAGCUUUGCGAAGAUUCCAAGACAUAGCUCAAUACUUCCUCAAGAAUACAGGCGAAGGCAAAAUCCUUUAUAAAUCAGGAGUSAAGAACAACUACCAGUGGAGAUCAAUUUGUUAUGCAAGCCAAAACUUUAGAGCUUACUAUGCACUGGAGUUAUUUGGUCUGAGAUCAGAACUAUCAUGCCAGGCUUUCAAAACAGCAAUCGAGAAAGAAAUAUUUAACAAGGAAUUGUUCAGGGAUAUUACCAAAGUCACCAGCCUUGGUUGUGGGCCUGGAGCAGAGAUGUGGGGCUUCAAGAUAUUCUGUGAUGAGAUUUUGCCUUACAGCAGCAACUGUAGCAACGGUAGAAAAACMUCUCCUAGAUUCAUGGGCUAUGACUCAGAGCUUGGUUGGAUGCCAUUUGUUGAGUCCUUAGACUUUGAAUUCGUCAAUAAAGAGCUGGAUGCGACAGCCCUUAGGAAUAUGAUGCCAACUGAUGUUAUUAUAUUGUCAUAYUUUGCCAAAGUAGCUAAAAUCAAUAUUGAUUCCCCUCAAGUAAAUAGUUUUUGGGAAGAGUUGGAGAGAAAAGGAAAUAUCAUUGUGGUGAUUGAGAUGGUUGAUGAAAACCUUCAUCAAAUCCUUCAGCGACGAGGAUACUCUUCAUUUACGAUUUUUGACAAAAUUGGGAACCAAGCUCAGGUACACUGCUUACAUCAAACAGACYAUGCUGUGCUGAGAAGAAGUUCAAGAGUAUAAACUUAUAUCAACAGACUACAGUUCAAAACUUUUGAUAUCAACUGUAGUUUUCAUAUGAGAAUGAAUGAAAUAAUACAAAAAUAUAUAUAUACAGAAUUUAUAAAGUAAAUUCUAGACARGUAAAAUAGCCUCAGAGCCAGAGGUUCUGGUCUGCUUCAGAAUGAGUGUAGCACACACUGGAUAUGCUAGAAGGCUCCAGAGAUAUUUACAAUAGUGUGCCACAUGUACAAUAAUAUAUGAUUUCAUAAAAUAACUGUUAGAAAUCUUGGGCUCUGAUUGAUUGAGAGUGCGUGCUUUAUGAGAGCACAUGAGCAUGAACACSCACUUUCAGUUGCACCAUUCYYAUCCAACAUAACGGUUAUUGUAAUUUGUAUUUAAAAAAGAAAAAAACUUGCUUGCUAUGCUGUGUGGAGUAAAAAAGCACUUGAAGAUUUGCAGAACACUUGGGAACACUCUGCUACAYGUUUUGCYUYUCCUAACACUUCUCUUGCGUUCUGGCAAUCCCYGUGUGCAUUUUAACUGCACAAAGCAUGUGUAGGUGUUUUAUAUUUCUUCAACAGAACCAAGGGAAAGACUAUAUGGGAAUCAGAACAUAAUCUAAGCUCUAGCUCUUACAAAGAGGGACAUUGGCACUUCCUAGUGGUGGGGUAAUACUGUUWGUAGUAAAUUAGUAGUAUAAUUCUUUAUAGGGGCCAAUCCAGGAAUUUGUUAGGGGGGUGUCUCAAAUGAAAAAAUGUAUAUAGAGGUAUCAUGAAUCUUAAAAUUAAUGUUUCCUUUGCUUCAAAAAAAGCAUAAGUAAUGUAAAAUCACAAGCUGGAGGUGAGGGAUGGUAUGGCCAGUUCAACACAGGUGUGACUCAGUGUUGUAAGAGAUUGUCUGGUGCAUUGCAGCAUACCCACAAGGAGGGCCACAAGUUUAUUAGUGUAGUACACUAUUUAGUACCACCCUCAUUAAAUAAAGUUGUUAUUAUUAUUAUUAUUAUACCCCCCUGGAUCCAUCCCUGCUUUAUACAAAAUGUUUUUU
Messenger RNA from Actinia tenebrosa (Australian red waratah sea anemone), 2200 nucleotides. RefSeq lists its product as uncharacterized. NCBI's taxonomy places the organism in Eukaryota, Metazoa, Cnidaria, Anthozoa, Actiniaria, Actiniidae. The record is from RefSeq and is a predicted model, not a curated record.